UAGGGACAUGAUUUUGCAGAUAGGGACAUCCCAUUGUUCUAUCAGCAGUAAAUUAACAGAAACCAAGAACAGAAAGAUUGAGGGAACUGAAUAUUAUCAGCUAGCUUAUGAUUGAUUAGUUAUCAGUUCACAUCUCUCUCUCUCUCUCUGCCCCCUCGCCGUAGACGGCGGGGCCACCAAUUUCAGGUGCUUCCGCCACCUAUUCCAGCAUUCUUAAUCGAUUCUACUUGUUGAAAAUCUUCGUUUGAAUGAAUAAAAGAAUGUUCUUGGCUACACAGCUACGCAAAACCCAUGUCCAGUUCUCCCGCAAAUUAUCUUCCAAGCCAACUGAAGAUCUUAAUCUCCAAACUUGCAUCGCUUUACUUCAGUCAUGCGCGCAAAAUCAAGAACUAGGGAAAGGCCGAAAAAUCCACUCGCGGAUGCUCGUUAGUGGUCAUCUUGGUUCUCCUCCUUCCGCUACUAGCCUUAUCAAUAUGUACUCCAAGUGCAACUCCAUUUCUGAUGCUGUAUCUGUUUUUCGUUUGUCAAGCAAUGUUCACAAUGUGUUUGUUUAUAAUUCUCUUAUAGCUGGUUUAACCGUUAAUGGCUUGCCAAAUGAAGCUUUUGAGUUCUACUGUAAAAUGCGGUUGUUUGGUGUAGCUCCUGAUAAGUUUACUUUCCCAUGUGUGAUUAAGGCUUGUUCGAAUAUUGUGGAUUUGAAAAACACUCAUGGGUUGUUGUUUAAACUUGGGCUCGAUUCUGAUUUGUUUAUAGGUAGUGCAUUGUUGCAUUCUUACUUAGAGUUUGAGUUGAUGGGUGAUGCCCUAGAAGUGUUUGAGGGAUUGCCUUCGAAAGAUGAUGUUGUGCUUUGGAAUGCUAUGAUUAAUGGAUAUGUUCAGAUUGGUGGGUUUGAUAAAGCCUUAGUCAUUUUUAGGAGGAUGGCUGACAAUGGGCUCAUUCCUAACAGGUUCACUGUUACUGGGGUAUUAUCAGCUUUAGCAUUGGCUGGAGAGAUUCACGAUGGCAUGCUAGUUCAUGCUUUUGCAAUAAAAAUGGGUUAUGACACAGGGGUUGCAGUUUUGAAUGCACUAAUUGAUAUGUAUGGCAAAUGUCGGCAACUUGCAGAUGCAUUAGUGGUUUUUGAGAACAUGAUAGAUAAGGACAUGUAUUCAUGGAACUCAAUUAUAAGUGUUCACGAACAAUGCGGUGAUCAUGACAGAACACUGGGACUUUUGAAGGUGAUGGUAAGUUCUGGGUUUCAGCCUGAUUUAGUGACUGUUACUGCCGCACUUCCUGCUUGCUCAUCUUUGGCAGCAUUGAUGCUUGGUAGAGAGAUUCAUGGCUAUAUGAUCAUCAAUGGGUUGGACAAGGCAGGUAAUACAUACACUGAUAAUGCAAUUAUGGAUAUGUAUACCAAAUGUGGGAGCAUGAGGGAGGCCCGUUUGGUUUUUGAAAAGAUGAAAAUUAAGGAUGUUGCAUCAUGGAACAUUAUGGUAAUGGGAUAUGGUAUGCAUGGGUUUGGCAAAGAGUCAGUGGAUCUAUUUUCUUGCAUGUGCGAGAGUGGAUUAAAGCCUGAUGAGGUUUCCUUUGUUGGAGUAUUAGCAGCCUGCAGCCAUGCAGGCUUGGUAAGCCAAGGGCGAGAACUUCUUGCAGAAAUGCAGCCACUAUAUGGUGUUACUCCAGCUAUUGAACAUUAUGCAUGUGUGAUCGACUUGCUUGGUCGAGCUGGAAAACUUGAGGAAGCCUUUGAGUUGAUUUCAAAUAUGUCAAUCGAGCCUAAUCAAGUUGUCUGGAGGGCGCUCUUGGCUGCAUGUCGACUCCAUGAGAAUGCUGACCUGGCUGAGAUUGCUGCACAGCGGGUGCUUGAGCUUGAACCAGAGCAUUGUGGAAAUUAUGUUUUGAUGUCUAAUAUUUAUGGAGCAGCUGGAAGAUAUGAGCAGGUGGCAGAGUUGAGACAUACGAUGAGGCAACAAGAUGUAAAGAAGUCACCUGGUUGCAGCUGGAUUGAACUUAGUGAUGGUAUGCAUGCGUUUCUUAAUGGUGAUCGCAGUCAUCCUGAAGAACAUUUCCUCUAUGAUGGCUUAGAUUCACUAACCGCAUGUUUACGGGAGCGUGGAUAUAUGGUAGAUGCCAUGGAGAGUUGUUUCUAAAAUUUCAUGUUGACUGGCUAAUGAAUUUGUAUCCCAUGGAUUCAUAGGCUUGAGAUCCCAAAAUAUGGGUUUCACUUUAUCAUAAAUGAAAUCUCAUGCUGUUAGAACAAAGUAGACGAUAUAUCAACCGACAACAUUAAGAAGGUGUGUUCAUCCCAAUUUACCAUUUCAAGGGAGAAAACAAUCUACUAAUUCGAGGUUCUACCACCUUGAUUGCUGGGUGCAUAUAAAGAGAUAAUAUCAGAGUUGCUCGUGUUGUCUACUUGAGAAAGGUAAGUUGGUAGGAGUAGGACAACUCCCAGUGCUCGUGGAAAAUGUGGAGGACUUUCAUCCUUCCAAGUUAAACCAAGCCUCUGUGGGUUUUGGGCUGGUUUCUGCUGCUAUAGAGUUGUAGCCUGACUGUUCCCACAUGCGAAGAUGACUCCUCCUGGAAAUUGGGUGUCCUGGAAGAGAGAAUCUGCUGAUGAGCCUGAGUUGUAUUCACAUUCAUAUGUAUCGACCAACGUUUCUCAGCACUGAUACAAUGUAACUCUUGACAUCGACCACGAGGUCGUGAUGGUCCGUUACGAUGGAGGCUUCUUUAAUCAUUUGCCUCUCCAUCAGCGUUUAAUCUCUAGAGUCCAGAUAAUGGUGCAAGCCCCCGUGCAUGAGUCACACGAACCUGUAAUAAGGCCUAAUGGCACUUUGAAAAUUUGGCUGAGCACCCAUCUCUUGAUAGGAGACUUAUACAUGUUGCUGUAUGAGUCGAGAAGUAGGAUAUAAUGUGGCCGGAGCUUCUUACCUUUGUGUGUAGUUCUGUUAGGCUAGAACCUCAUCCACAUGUGUCCUGCAAAUGUUUCUCAGGUUUUUUUUUCUUUUUUUCGAGUGUAAAAAUUUGGAUUAUUUUAGAUUGCUGAGACUAACCAUAUGUUGGAACUGCACGGGUGAGCUCUACCAUCUCUGCAGAAGUUCACUAGUUGGUUUAUGAGCUUUUUCCUUAUUCCCUAA
Messenger RNA from Sesamum indicum (sesame), 3116 nucleotides. RefSeq names its product Pentatricopeptide repeat (PPR) superfamily protein. Gene Ontology annotation, molecular function: RNA binding; protein binding. The record is from RefSeq and is a predicted model, not a curated record. Gene Ontology annotation, biological process: RNA modification. Lineage: Eukaryota; Viridiplantae; Streptophyta; Magnoliopsida; Lamiales; Pedaliaceae.